Molecule: messenger RNA, 1347 nt
Organism: Actinia tenebrosa (Australian red waratah sea anemone)
Lineage: Eukaryota; Metazoa; Cnidaria; Anthozoa; Actiniaria; Actiniidae
Source: RefSeq, a predicted model, not a curated record
ACUUCCACCGAUUGCGGCACCUUUGUCUCUGCACGUUCUGGAACAAACCAAUCAAGUUAAGGAAGCGAAAGGGCUUAGCACUCUAUGGGUGAAUCCCUUCUAAAAGACAAAGCUAAGGAUUUGUUGCCAUAGUAACAAUGAUCAAUCUUGUUACGCGACAAGUUCUUCAAUGAAGAUUAUCUGGCUGGCCUUCAAGUGGAUUAAAUAAUGGCAUUCACUGACUCAUAUCAAGGCUGGCAUUGUUAACACGUGAUCGAUCCUGCUGCUAAGCAACAGUUGAAACGAACCAAGGGUUGCCAUGGAAACAUGAUGAAAAUGAGGGACAAAUUCUUUCAAAGAUAAAGGAAAUCGUCUCUGUCAUCGUCUCUGGAAAGCUGAGACUGAUUUGAAAUGGUUGAGCGGACACAAGCUUUUCUGACUUUGUCCUGGUGGAAAGGCCAAAAGACAGCGCGAAAUAAACAGGCUCUAAGAUAUCUUAUUUUCCCACAUUCUCUCGAGAAUUAUGUGCAAUGUCAAGCUUUAAUACUAUUUUUUCCAAACCACCCAACGCAACUUAGAAAAAAUCUCCUCAAAUUUAUAUUUUUCAAGUAAAAUAAAAUCAACUUUAUUUCACGAGGGAAAAUGCGUUUUAUAAUGUUACAAUAAUCAAAAAAAUGAUGCCCUUAAAUUUAUUUAUCAAGAUAUAUAAGAUCGGCUUAGCCGCUCAGUGGUUAUGAUAUAUGACCGAAGGGGUACGUAUACGUGCCGAAACUCAAGCCUUUUUGGAUUCUAGUUGUCAUCUAGCCAAACCCUAGAUCGAAUAUAUAAGCUGGUAGACGUAAUUCAAUCGGUAUGCGUAUAACUGUCGUAAACAUUGAGGUGAUCUUGGGGGAUGCGUUACUUAUUCAGUUGUCUAUUACAUUAGCAAUUCUGAGUUUAUUGGCGGAAAAAGUGCGCAGCCAUUUGCAUCACUUAGUAUCUGCCGUUUGUGUCGGUUUCUUAAUCUAUCUAUUUUUCAACCCGCGUUGCAAAGUUUGGAAAUUUGAUGUCUUAUAUAGCGUCGAAAUUCCUCAUUUUCAUCGACUUGACCUCAUGAAAGACCGGCUUUAGUACUUAAAUCCCAAUGCCCUAUGGUUGUAAUGGACUGAUUUAGUCUAUAAAUGUUCCUUUAUACCAAUUUAAUGGCCAUAAAAGUCAAUAUAUAUGAUCGCAGCCUUCAGGUUAAAACAGGAAUUAAAGUCAACUUUUUAUCAUUCUUAUUCGACUAAAAAAUGUGGGUUGAACGACUUUCAUAAAUUAAUGAAACAAAUUCAGAUGGCGUCUGUGUAUGUAUAAAGGGGACGCGAAAUAAAAUCCUGAUUUCAUGCA